Nomascus leucogenys (northern white-cheeked gibbon) is the source of this 1616-nucleotide messenger RNA. RefSeq lists its product as uncharacterized. The record is from RefSeq and is a predicted model, not a curated record. Bases 336 to 1214 code for a protein of 292 amino acids. NCBI's taxonomy places the organism in Eukaryota, Metazoa, Chordata, Mammalia, Primates, Hylobatidae. The transcript has 2 exons.
AAAAUGUAGUUCUACUGAUUUUCCAGUUUCUGAUUCAUCGUUUUGUGCUUUUGCCUCUACUUCUUGUCCUUCUUUCUUUAGAAAAUCUGAGCUCCUGCCUGACUCACUGGUGUUUCAUCAGUCUUUGGGGAGGUGGUGGGAUGAGUCUCCGCAUCUCAGUGCUUUCCCAUGCCUCACCCUGAGGUCCUCUCCCUUCUCACCCAGCGUCACACCCUGACCCCUCUGCUCCCGUGUCCUCUGACUUCCUUGCACCAGCACCCUGUUGAGCUCCACGCCUGCACUGGGGUCUGUAUAGGUGGCUGUCAUGUGUGCCGAGCAUAGCUCAGUAUAGCUGCAUGAAGCGUUCCACCGGGCAGACGGUGUUGAUCCUCCAGUCUCUGAGCCACAGUGGUCCUCAGAGUGGUCCUCAGGGCCACUCCCCAAACAACCAGCUCACGCCUUGCUUCUCUCCUCACCCCCAAGGCCUCUUCCCCAUCCUUACUUCUAAUGGGUGGCCUGGAUUCCUGCUUCACGGAGCUGAACCAGUUGGAAGAGCGUCCCUGCCUGUCCCCUGCCUGUCCCUGAACCUCUGCUCUGCACCACACCCCUGCCUUCCUGCCGGACCUCUGAGGGUCCUGCACGCUCUCCCCACACUGGUCUGUGUCCCCAUCCCUCUUCCCACUCCAGGGCAGUCAUCCUCCCUCAUCGUCAAGUCUGAGUUCUCCCCGGAUUCCUGUCAACCCAAAGGUGCUGUCGUUUCUCCUGUUCUAAACCUGCCUGAUCUCUCCAUCUGUACUCAGCCCCGUGGUGAUCUCACAGUCCCCUGGCUUGUGACCCACCUGAGUGUGAUGACUCCUAGUCCGCAGCUCCAGUCCAGACCCCUCCCCCGGGCACCACACCGCCCUGGCUACACAGAGCCUCCACCCGGCAUCCCACAGGUCUCCCAGAGCCGCGUCACCCACUGCAGCUCCAUCCACCUUAGUUCACUACACCUCUCUGUCCACUUCCUUCAGCCAGAAACCCCAUCAUCCUCAUCUGUGUUUUCACUCAUGCCCGUAUCUGACUUCCCGGGAAAUCCUGUUAGCUGUGCCUCUAGAACAGAUCCAGAAUCCAGCCAGGCUACCGCCCCAUCUCCCACCUUGAGGUCGCGCUGCCUCAGCACCCAUCCCUCCCUACCACCGUCGCGCAAAACAGCAAGCGGUGACCUCUCGAAGGUUAACUCUUCACACUCCUGAUGAAAUCUGUGAAGUGCAUAGAGCCUGCCCCUGCCCUCAGGCCCCUCUACAGCUGGUGUCAGAAUCACCAGAUGGACGAAGCUCCAGACCCUGGCCCCUUACCACUGGCCACAGCAUCCUGAGCACCCUGCCCAGAACCUCUGGCCUCGGGUUCCUCUUCUGCAGAAAGCAGAUGAUGACACCUGCAUCACAGACGGCAUGGUCGGGACGGCGGAGUGACCACAGGCUCGGGAAGCGACUGGGGACGGUCACUGUGGCUGAGUUAGCAGCUGGCUGCUUGUUGUUUUCUUCCGUUUGUGGCGAUCCUUUCUUUCCCAGGUGACCCCUGUUUUGUGAGGUUCAUUCUUCCCAUUUGUCCUUGAAAGCCCUUGCUGGGAUAACUCUCUAAUAAAAACCAGUGCC